Messenger RNA from Alternaria rosae, 1173 nucleotides. RefSeq lists its product as uncharacterized. The record is from RefSeq and is a predicted model, not a curated record. The coding region runs from base 84 to 968 and encodes 294 amino acids. NCBI's taxonomy places the organism in Eukaryota, Fungi, Ascomycota, Dothideomycetes, Pleosporales, Pleosporaceae. The transcript is spliced from 2 exons.
UGUAUACUCAGUGCGACAUCUCGGUACCGAACAUCUACAUACAGCAGAAUCCUCGAGUAGUCCCUGGAAGAGCCGCGUAGAUCAUGGCUCUUGAGUUCACCUCAACGAUGAUACAGACUCCCGGCGCCAACAUUGCUGUUACGACUCGUCCAUCACCACGCGAGGUCAACGCCGCGAAACUACCACCGAUACCAUCCAUUUCGGACUCAUCAACACAACCCCAUAGCGUCCUCCUUCUCGACCCAAGAUACAUAACCGACGAUUUCGACAAAUUGCGUUUCGAGGCCGUGGCACAUGAACAACUCAUCAUUGGCAACGACCAAUUUCUGCAGACUGCAGGCCGUAGCUCUAAGCCGCUGGCAUCGGGACCAGAGAUCACCAAAACUGUCUCUGAAACCGCGCAGCCAUUCUCCGCACUUCUCAUCUCCUCCCCGUACAACACCCCAGGCCACUACCUCGACCUCUCCUCUCCGCAUCUGACUACCCCGUCCCGACUCCUCGCACUAGCUCUUACAGUGCUCAAACCGGCGACCUCUACCUACGCAACCUCACCUUAUAGCCAGGCCCUGAACUUCGACUCCGUCCUAACCGCUCUCCGCGAUCUAACCCAAAGGGGAAGCUUCACCUGGAAAGAGACCAGCUUCUAUGUCGUGGUCUUCCGCUCACAGCUCAAAGAAGGCAUCGAUGAAGAGUAUCUGUACCGACUCGAUGAAGAAUCUCAUUGGGAGGCGUGUGAGAGUGGGGGGUUGUUAAAGUAUUGGUUUGGCAAGGCAGAUGGGGAAAGGAGAAAUCUUGCCACCUGCUUCUGGCAUAGCAAGGAAGAUGCGUACAGGGGAGGGUUGGGACCGUGGCAUCGGAAGGCGAGAGCUGCGGGACGCGAGCUGUACGAGAGUAUCGUGUUUAGUACGUACAGAUUCACGGUGAUGAAUGGAGCGGAGGCGUAUGAGUUUGAGGAGUGGGUCAAGUGAGGUGGGGUGGCUAGUGCGAUGGAUAUAGGCAAGAUUUGUGGAAGUGUUCGAUCAUGCAAGGACGGAAGAACGUGGUAGGACCUGAGAAGACGACAAAGGCAGAUUCAAAGGUGAAGAGGGAAUACAUGGGAAAGAAAGUAGAGAAAUGUGUAGCUGAAAGAAAUAGUGCAACGGUAGUGGAAAUGUACAGCAUUCAAUAGCCCAA